Messenger RNA from Diceros bicornis minor, 2776 nucleotides. It is a transcript of the gene ZNF502, whose product is annotated as zinc finger protein 502. The transcript has 4 exons. NCBI's taxonomy places the organism in Eukaryota, Metazoa, Chordata, Mammalia, Perissodactyla, Rhinocerotidae. Bases 1049 to 2677 code for a protein of 542 amino acids. The record is from RefSeq and is a predicted model, not a curated record.
GUCCCGGGGAGGGGAAAGGAGGCGCUCCAGGCGCGCCUCGGCGGGCAGCGGGUCGGAGGCUUACAGAGGAAGCCUGCCCGGGCCUCGCUCUCCGCCCGACUGCUGCCUGCGCGUGCGGCCCGGAGCUGCCGGCGGCCGCUGCGCUGCACUUACCAGGGCCCGGCGCAAGGCCGGGCACGGAGGACAUGCCUGAGAAGACGGUGGAGUGAAUGAUGAUUGAGUGAUGGAUAAAUGGUCAAGAGCUAGGACCGGUGUUCGGAAAUGAAAUUCCGGGUCUCAGAGUUCUCGCUCUGGUUACCAGCUACUUCUCUCAAUUGGUCUUGCAGCCUGGAAACUUUUUUAGGGACCGUCGUAAUAGGAGACGGCACGUAGUGUAAAGCGCCCUGGGUGGGGAGUCUCCAGACCAGGGUUAUAAUUCCCGAGGAUACGGAGGCUGUUUCUUGAUCUCUAAAGAUGGACUGUCUAGUAGUCCCUGCCUUUCUUUCUUUACAAGGCUCAUUUGACAGCGUGUGUGUGGUAGCGCGUAUGCAAACGUUAAUACCUUAUAACAAAAUUUUACUAUCCGUUACUUGCCAGCUACUACACAGAAUUCAGGGACGAGGCUACAGAAUGAGUGACGUUGGAACCUGCCAAAUGGGAAAAUGCUUCCUAGUGCUGGAAGAUGUAUAAAUGAGCAGGUUCUUGUGAUCAUAUUUUAAACUACAUUUAUUUAGUACUUAACAUGUACCAUGCACUGUUCGAAGCAGUGGUGCUAAUUUAUUUAACCUUCACAACAACGUAUUUGUAGUUUUUAACGAGGAAAUUCAGGUACGGAGGGAAUAAAUGAUUUGUCCAAGGACACAUUGCUGUUAAGUGACCCAAAGCUGUAGAAGAGAGAGAUCUAGUGUGCCGCUGCAGCCUGGGGUAAUAUGGAGAGACAUUUUUGGAUGAACAGUUGUGAUUUUGAAUUCCAAACACCAGAAACUCUGUACUAUUUUUGCAAAUCUUUUGGCUCCCAGUUUUCCAACCUUGAAGUGUUUUACAAUCAAAGCAAAGAGAAGAUUUGUGGAUGUUGAAUAUGCAAGCAGGUGAAGAGAGAGAGAUUGGAAGAGAGAUUUGUCCAGGUUGGGUGAACAAGCCUGCUUCAGAGCAGGAUGUCUCUGUAAUUGCUUCACCAGGGAUGGUAGCAAAGAGACUCCAAGAGGAUGAAUACCAGGAUUCUACAUUUGAAGAAAAAUAUGCAUGUGAUAGCAUGAAGGGAAACCCUCCCAGAGAGGUUCCUGGGCCACUCCUUUUCCAGGAAAGAGGUUUUGGAGGAAUAACUUUCAUCCACAAGGAAGUACCUCCUGAAAUGACUGGCCAAGAAUAUCAUUUUGAGAAAAGCUUGCUUUUGACCUCAAGCCUUGUUACACAUCUCAGGGUUUCUACAGAAGAAAGCCUACAUCAGUGGGAGACAAGUAGCUUACUCACCAAUGAGAUUUCAGACCAAAGUAAGUGUCCAACCCUCUCCACACAGAAAAAGUCUUGGCAGUGUAACGAAUGUGGAAAAACUUUUACUCAGAGCUCAUCCCUUACCCAGCAUCAGAGAACUCAUACUGGAGAGAGACCCUAUGCAUGUAAGGAAUGUGGGAAAGCCUUUAGUCGUAGUUCAUUCCUUGUUCAACAUCAGAGAAUUCACAGUGGAGUGAAACCAUAUGGAUGUGAGCAAUGUGGGAAAACAUUUCGAUGUCGAUCAUUUCUUACUCAGCAUCACAGAAUCCACACUGGAGAGAAACCUUAUAAAUGUAAUGAAUGUGGGAGUUCUUUCCGCAAUCAUUCACAUCUCACUGAACAUCAGAGGAUUCACACUGGAGAGAAACCUUAUAAAUGUAAUAGAUGUGGGAAGGCAUUCAAUCAGAACACUCACCUCAUUCAUCAUCAGAGAAUUCACACUGGUGAGAAACCUUAUUUAUGCAAUGAAUGUGGCUCUUCUUUUCGCAAACACUCAAAUCUUACACAACAUCAGAGAAUCCACACUGGGGAAAAACCCCAUAAAUGUGAUGAAUGUGGGAAAACUUUCCAAACAAAGGCAAACCUCUCUCAGCAUCAGAGAAUUCAUACUGGAGAAAAACCCUAUAAAUGUAAGGAAUGUGGCAAAGCUUUUUGUCAGAGUCCUUCCCUUAUUAAACACCAGCGAAUUCAUACUGGAGAAAAACCCUAUAAAUGUAAGGAAUGUGGCAAAGCUUUUACUCAGAGCACCCCCCUCACUAAGCAUCAGAGAAUUCAUACAGGGGAGAGACCCUACAAAUGCAGUGAAUGUGGUAAAGCCUUCAUUCAGAGCAUUUGCCUUAUUCGGCAUCAGAGAAGUCACACUGGAGAAAAACCCUAUAAAUGCAGUGAAUGUGGGAAGGGCUUUAAUCAGAAUACCUGCCUCACUCAGCAUAUGAGAAUUCAUACUGGAGAGAAGCCCUAUAAAUGUAAAGAGUGUGGGAAAGCCUUUGCUCACAGCUCAUCUCUUACUGAACAUUAUAGAACUCACACUGGUGAGAAGCUCUAUAAAUGUAGUGAGUGUGAGAAAACCUUCCGCAAGUAUGCACACCUUAGUGAACAUUACAGGAUUCACACUGGUGAGAAGCCUUAUGAAUGCAUUGAAUGUGGAAAAUUCUUCAGACAUAGUUCAGUCCUUUUCAGACAUCAGAAACUUCACAGUGGUGAAUAAACCUGGCAUUUAGGUUAUGACAGUUUCUCUAGAAAGAGUGACUAGGAAUCUGGCUGGCGGGAGAGGGGCAGGUAGAGUUCCUGGAGGGAAGGAUGAAGA